Messenger RNA from Phlebotomus argentipes, 4951 nucleotides. It is a transcript of the gene mop, whose product is annotated as tyrosine-protein phosphatase non-receptor type 23. Lineage: Eukaryota; Metazoa; Arthropoda; Insecta; Diptera; Psychodidae. Gene Ontology annotation, molecular function: protein binding; protein tyrosine phosphatase activity. The record is from RefSeq and is a predicted model, not a curated record. The coding region runs from base 116 to 4948 and encodes 1610 amino acids. Gene Ontology annotation, biological process: protein dephosphorylation; endocytic recycling; early endosome to late endosome transport. Gene Ontology annotation, cellular component: endosome. The transcript is spliced from 9 exons.
GUUCAUUCUUCAAUCUGUCAGAUGAAAAGGGUGUUUUUGUGUUGGAAUUUCUAUACGGCUGAUUAUUAUUUCCUAAUUUGAUUACAAAGAAGCACUUUGCUGGCCACCAGACACAAUGGAGGCGGUUCCGCGGCUGCCGAUGUUGAGCUUCGACAUGAAGCAGAGUCACGAGCCCACCUCCUUCAGCAGCCUGAAGCGCUACAUCACUGAGUUCUAUCACGAGGACCCUGAGUCGUAUGCCAAGGAGUUCCAUGCGCUGGAGAGUCUGCGAAACAGCGCCGUGCGCCCCAGUCACGACAUGGACGGCUGCUCCACCAUCAAGAGGUACUAUUGUCAGCUGCACUCGCUUGUGCACCGCAUCAUUUGCCACACGGGCGACCAGGUCCACCUGAGCUUCGCCUGGAAGGACAUCUACUCCGGCACGGCGGUGACUUUCUCGGACAUCAAUCAGGAGAUGGCGGCGGUCAUGUACAACGCUGGGGCGUUACACUCUCAGCUGGGCGCCGAGUGUGUCCGGACGAAUGACGAGGGCAUGAAACUGGUUUGCACGCAUUUCCAGUGCGCCGCUUGGGUGUUUGGUCACUUGCGCGAUAACUACAAGGGUAUGGAGAUGAGUGACAUGGGCAGGGAUCUGCUGCUGUUCAUGCAGCAGCUCUCCUUUGCUCAGGCGCACGAGUGCAUCCUGGAGAAGAGCCUGACAGACAAUAGGAAGGCCGCCACAGUAUCCACUGUGGCCAGUCACAUCAUCAAUUUCUACGUGACAGCUUUGGGGGCGCUCACGACGGGCGGCGACGAUGGUGUGGUGUGCGAAAUGGUGGGCAGCAGAACUUACAAGGAGUGGAAGCGCUAUGUGAAGUUCAAGAUCGCCUACCUGAGCGCGAUUCUGUAUCUGUACCAAGGGCAGCAGUACGAAGAGAUGCAGAAGAUGGGUGAGCGCGUGACACUCUUCCAGGCGGCCUUCGAUAAGCUGGAGGAGGCGAGGAAGGAGAGCAAGGGAAUGCAGGGCCAGGAGCAGAUUGCCGAGGCAUUGGUGUUCACCAAUGAUGUGAUUGAGGCGAAGAGGAAUGCGGCGAAGAAGGAGAAUGAGUACAUUUACCACGAACAAGUGCCGGAAUUGUCUGCCAUUCCGCCGGUGAAAGUGGAGAAGAAGCUGAUGAUGAACGGGAUUGGAUUCAAUCCGUCAGAUCCGGAGUACGUGAACAAUGAUAUCUUCCAUCGCCUCGUGCCGUUGGAGGCGCACGAGGGCAGUUCUCUGUACAGUGAGGAGAAGGCGGCACUGCUGCGUCAUGUUGGUGCGCGCGUGGAAGAUAAGGAUGCGGAGUUGAAUGCUUUCGUGAGUUCGCUGAAUUUGGAUCCGCUGCAGUUUGACAACAGCGUCAAGUUGCCUCAAGGCAUUGUCGAUCGCUGUGCCGCUCUGCACGCGCGUCCGACUGCCAUCAGUGACUUGGUGGCGUCGAUGUCGAGCCUGGCGGAGUCCUGCUCGGACGUGGAGUCGAUGCUGCAGGAGAUCAGGGAUAUGCUGGAGGAGGAGGACGCUCGUGAGAAGUCGUAUCAAAAGACAAUGGGUGCACGACCGAGUCAGCACUUCUCAGAACUGAUCAGGGAGUUCCAGAAGUACCAGGAGGCACACAACAAGGCGGGUGAGAGCAAUGAGACCCUAAGGAAGGCCAUGGGACUGCACGUGUCGAAUCUCAAGACGCUGGCACAGCCGCUCAGCGACAUAACAAGUCUGGUGCCGGUGAACAAGGAGGCGACGGAUGAGAAGCAGUUUGAGAAGCUGAAGCACUUGCUCGCCAAGGUGAACACGAUGAAGACGCAGAGAGCGGGAUUGGUGCAGGAGUUCAGGGAUGGCGUAACAGCGGACGACAUCACGGGGAAGAUCGUGACGUGGGAGAAGAAGCUGGAGAAGUUGUUCAAGAAGGAAUUGGCGAAGCACGACAAAGUUGUGGCGCUGAUUGAGCAGAAUCUGGCGGCGCAGGGGAACAUCAUCAAGGCACUGACGGAGGCAUAUGCUGAGUGUGCUCCAGACAUGAAGGCAUUGGUGGAGACGAAGCACAAGAGGGAGCACUUCUACUCCUCAUUGGCGGCCUCCUAUGACAUCUACGAGGAUCUGCUGGGCAAGAGUGCCAAGGGAUUGGAGUUCUACCGGAAGUUACAGGGCAAUGUGCAGAAGCUGCUGACCAGAAUCAAGGCGGCCAGAGAUGUGCAGGAGGAGGAACGUCAGCAGCGUCUCAAGUCGACCAGUGUGACGCCAACACCCGAAGUUGUCAGUGCGACUCCUGCCGUGACUGUGGCCAAGAGUGGGCCGAAGCUGAAGGACUACCUAAAGUCCGAGACUUCCUACAUUCCGCCCGCGGUGAGGCCAAAUCCCCUGGGAUCAGAGAACACCUCCGCCUCCACCUGCGCGACGACGACCAGCUCGGACAAGUUCAUGUCUCAGACGGUAGCCGGCGGCUAUCAGGGCUACUACUUUGCUCCGGAGGCGGUGAGUCAGUAUUACGUGCAGCAGCAGACGUCACAGACGCAGUCCGGCUACACGAAUCCCAUCUACCAGUCCCAGUACUACUACACAACAGCCCAGGGCAGUGAGGCAUUCACACAGCCCGUGACGCAGACAUCCAGCAGUGCUUAUCAGGCGCCGCAGCAGCCCCAAGUCUCCUACAAUUUCUAUGGGGAGCAGCAGAUGACGAAUGGCGCUUCCUCGGUCAAUAGCUAUUCGGCUGGUGUCCAGCAGGCGCCACCGAUGACUACACAUUCCACCAGUAGCAUUCCUGCCGGUGGUCACAUGUCAACGUGCGUGGAUCCUCAGCAAUCGACAUUCUACAACCAGUCCGGAUACGGUUAUCAGACAUCGUACGCCACAGCCGACCAGCAGAGUCAGAUGUACUAUCAACCAGUGCCGUCGCCGGGUCCGGCGCAGACCAGUGAUGCUUCCGUGGCUAGUCUGACGCAGCAAGUGAGCGGAAUGAGCAUGAAUCAAGGCUGGGAUCCGAUGACUUACGGCCAGAAUGCGACGAGUGACGCUGCGGCAUCGGUCGCUCAGACUCCGUACGCUUAUGGAGGACAGAUGUACGGACAGUACAAUCAGCCAGAUCAAUAUGCGCAGGCCUACAGCACGCCAGACACUUCGCAGAUGCCGCAGAACUACCAGCAUCCGAUGUCCAGUCAGUAUUCCAUGGGCCAGAGCCAGUCGUACGCCUCCCAUCCGGGCUAUGUGUACAAUCCGAUGACGGGCGAGUACCAAUACGCCAGUGGGUAUCAGAUGGAAGUCAACACCACGGCGCAGUACAUUCAGAAUCACUACACGAACGCCGGCGAAGCUGGAUAUGGACAGACGGUGGCCAGUUCGACGGUUUACGCCGCUACACAGGCCUACGAUUCCUCCCAGUAUACGAACCCUGUGAUGCAGCCUAUGCCGCAGGUGCAGGGCCAGAUUUCCUCGCCACAAGUUCAGCCCGGAACACCAGCUGCAGUUGAAGCCAAGCCUGAAACUCCCGCUGUCAAGGCUGAACCGUCAGUGGCGCCUCCAAUUAAGGCGUCUAAUCUGGAUCUCCUGUCGGGAAUUGACUUCACAACUCCAGACAUUCCGGCCACGCCACUCUUGCAGCCCAAAGUCGUCUCGGCGACAGCCAAAGAAGAGCCUGCGAAAGUGGAGACAAACGUGGACAUCUUGGCGAAUGUCCUGGUGCCGGAGAAGGAGGUCAAAGUGGAGCUUGUGGAGGCGCUUCCAGUCAAGCCUGCUGCUCAGAGUGGCGGUUUUGAGAGGAAGAUGAGCGGAGAGAAUGCGUCGAUUCUGUCUCAGCUGGAUUCUUUGGAGCAGUCUUUCAGUGAGACGUCAUCCGUGAAGACGGAGGACUUGGGCGUGAGCGAGGCGAUCCUGGGGAAGUACAAGGAUGCCCUAGACGAUCCCAGUGUCCUCAAGUGGUUCCACAAGGAGGUGGAACGAAUGGAGAAGUUCAUCGAGGGUGUCAGCAUCAAGACACUGAACGGAUCCACUCCGUUGGACACAAAGUGGAAGGAGUUGCAGGAUUUGCUUGUGAAGGAUGAGUCUAAACGUUCCAUCACGGUGGCGAAGUGGUUCUACGAGAAGAAUUGGAAGAAUCUGAAGGAGGAUUAUGUGCCGUACGAUCACUCAAGAGUGAUCCUGCCGACAGAAACGGAGGAUUACAUCAAUGCUGCUUACGUGAGGAUCCCAGCGGAUGGAACUGUGGAACUCGGGCCGGGUUGUCCUCAGUUGAUUCUCGCUCAGACACCCAAAGCGACCACCUUUAAAGACUUCUGGUUCAUGGUUUGGUCACAGAAAUCUCAGCUUGUUGUCUGUUUGCAUCCGCCAACUGAGAUGCUGGACACCUUCUGGCCGACUCAGGUGAACGCCGAAGUCACGCACGGGGAUUUUUCCGUUACGCUGCAGCGUCAGUUUGAUCUGUCGCACUGUCUGGAGCUGAGUUUGAGGGUAACAAUGCUGGGCAGCGAUGCCAUUCACUACUUGAGUCUGCUGCAGAUGAAGAUGCCGUGGGGAAAGGGAUCUUGCGGGCAGAUCUUGGGCAUUGCCCAGAAUGCCAUUGACACGAUGAGGAGGCAUCAGGCUCAGGACGGACCGGGAAAGUCCUGGCCGCUGAUCAUCAACUCCCUGACCGGGGCCGAUCGCUCGGGAUGUCUGGCUGUGGCCAUUACAGCCAUCCUGGCGGCGCAGUCCAGACGCCCGACUCUCAUCAAUGUGGUGGAUGUGUGGUACAGGAUCUGCUCGCAGAGGAAAGGCGCUCUGGAGGAUGCUGAGAACCUCUUGCUGUCCUACAAAAUUGUCCUCUCUCACGGCCAUGAGCUGCUGAACAAGCACGGCAUUAUGACGUCGUACCAGAUGAAGACGGCGCAGACAGCCACCGUGGAGGCCAAGCAGGAGACCAUCGAUCCACUGAGUCAGCUGGAUCCACUCUGGAAGCUGAAGUGAAUU